Molecule: messenger RNA, 4259 nt
Organism: Ceratotherium simum simum (southern white rhinoceros)
Lineage: Eukaryota; Metazoa; Chordata; Mammalia; Perissodactyla; Rhinocerotidae
Source: RefSeq, a predicted model, not a curated record
AUGUGCGCCUCGGGGCGGGCGCGGCCCCUCCACGCCCUGAGCCCACCCGGCGUGCGCCCCUUUCUGCCCGCGCUCCCCGGUGCCCAGCCGGCCGAGUGCCAAGGACGCGCGACCCUGAUUUCGAACGAGCGAGAGGCCAAGGGUCUCGAUCUGUCUCACGUCAGACAGCUCGCGUGGAACUCUUGCCGUCUCUCCCCGACUCCCCCGGGCCGUGGGAGGCCGAGCCCCGCGCAGGAUGGCUACGCCGACCGCGUGUUCUCUUCGCUCGACCUUCUCAACGAAAUCCUAGCGCGGCGUGCACGCAGGGCGACGUGGAGCCUGCACGUUCUCUCGGCCCGCUGCGCCCUGCGCGCCCUGGGCGGGGACGUCACCUCACGCCGGCCGGCCGGCGGUGGGAAGUCCUCCCCGUCCGGAGUGAAGGUAGGAGCCGGGCCGGGCGGGGACCCGCGCCACGGCGCUUCAUCCCCGGAAAGUCGGGGCCGAGUCUGCAGUCCGGCGGCCUCCAGCGAGGGUCCCCGAGCCGUCCCGGGUGAAGGCGCCGAUGAAGGUGACAGUGGGAACGAGGGCAGAAGUGGAAGCGAAGAAACCAACGUGUGUGAGAAGUGCUGUGCGGAAUUCUUCAAGUGGACAGACUUCCUGGAGCACAAGAAGAGCUGCACUAAGAACCCACUGGUCUUGAUCGUGAGCGAGGAUGAGCCGGCACCGCCCUCGGAAGAGUUUCCAGAACCUUCUCCGGCCAGCUCUCCCAGUGACCAGACAGAGAGCGAGGCUGCCGAGGAGGCGGCCCCCCCUGAGGACGGUGAGGGCGUUGACGUGAGGGCCCCAGAAAAGGAGGAAGAGCCCAUGGAAGCAGAUCCCUCUGGAGAAAGAAGCUUCCAGAACCCAGGCCCCUCGCACACAGGGAAGCCGCCUCUACCUCAGAUCCCCGAACCGGCACCUGUGACCACGUACAGCAUGCCAAACACUAAUGUGACGUUAGAGACCCUCCUGAGCACCAAGGUGGCCGUUGCACAGUUCUCCCAGAAUGCGAGGGCUGCAGGCAGUGUGGGAUCCAGCAGUGGGGUGACCACAGUGGCCAUCCCCAUGAUCCUGGAGCAGCUGAUGGCCCUGCAGCAGCAGCAGAUCCACCAGCUGCAGCUCAUCGAGCAGAUCCGCAGCCAGGUGGCCAUGAUGAACCGCCAGCCCCUCAGGCCACCACUGAACCCCGGGGCAGCCUCAGCGGCUCAGAACACCCCAGUGCCAGCCUCCUGCCAGCUCCAAGGGCUGGCCACCCAUUCGGCCCUGCAGCUCUCUGCCGGGCCCCCCUCUGCCCCCACAGCGCCAGGCCCUGCUGCCCAGCAGGUGGCCUACGAGGGCCCCCAGCACCUGUCACAGCCGGCGUCUGGAGCAAGCACCCCGCACAUUCCCAGUGGGGACCCCUCUGUCCCCGAGUCCGGCGGGCCGGUGUCCUCCAGUGCAGCCCCGGCCUCCGCUGCCCCGGCCCCGGCGGCCAGCGCCUCCAGCAGCUCCUCGCAGCCGCAGAACGCUUCCACACCCCCCACCCUGGGGCCUGGACCACUGCUCAGCUCAGCCCCCAGCCUGCCAAACCCACUUCUACCUCAGACCACCGCCAGCAGCGUCAUCUUCCCUAACCCGCUGGUCAGCAUCGCGGCCACGGCCAACGCACUGGACCCCCUGUCGGCCCUCAUGAAGCACCGCAAGGGCAAGCCCCCAAACGUGUCCGUGUUCGAGCCCAAGGCCAGCGCUGAGGACCCCUUCUUUAAGCACAAGUGCAGGUUCUGUGCCAAGGUGUUCGGGAGCGACAGCGCCCUGCAGAUCCACCUGCGCUCCCACACCGGCGAGAGGCCCUUCAAGUGCAACAUCUGCGGAAACCGCUUCUCCACAAAGGGCAACCUGAAGGUCCACUUCCAGAGGCACAAGGAGAAGUACCCCCACAUCCAGAUGAACCCCUACCCCGUCCCGGAGUACCUGGACAAUGUGCCCACCUGCUCUGGAAUUCCCUACGGGAUGUCGCUGCCUCCAGAGAAGCCAGUGACCACCUGGCUGGACAGCAAGCCCGUGCUGCCCACGGUGCCCACGUCGGUCAGCCUGCAGCUCCCGCCCACUCUCCCCGGCGUCAGCAGCUAUGCCGACUCCCCCAGCCUCACCCCCGCCAGCCGCUCCCCACAGCGGCCCUCGCCCGCGUCCAGCGAAUGCACUUCUUUGUCCCCUGGCCUCAACAGCUCCGAGCCAGGCAUCCCCGUGACCGCGGAGUCCCCGCAGCCAGUGCUCGGUGGGUCUUUGACCAAAAUUGAGCACGUGAGCCUGCCUUGCGCAAACGCCAGGGCAGGGCAUGUCCCCGCUGGCGGGCAGGUCUCCACCGUGUCCACAUCGGCCGCCACUGCCCUCACGGACAGCAGUGUAUCCACAGGCCUCUGCAGCCCAGUCCUCCCGGCCGGCUCUGACCAGUUCAGGGCGAAGUUCCCCUUCGGAGGGCUGCUGGACUCCAUGCAGACAUCGGAGACCUCCAAGCUGCAGCAGCUGGUGGAGAACAUCGACAAGAAGAUGACGGACCCCAACCAAUGCGUCAUCUGCCACCGCGUGCUGAGUUGCCAGAGCGCCCUGAAGAUGCACUACCGGACGCACACGGGGGAGCGGCCCUUCAAGUGCAAGAUCUGCGGGCGCGCCUUCACCACCAAAGGCAACCUGAAGACGCACUUUGGGGUGCACCGCGCCAAGCCGCCCCUGCGUGUGCAGCACUCCUGCCCCAUCUGCCAAAAGAAGUUCACCAACGCCGUGGUCCUCCAGCAGCACAUCCGCAUGCACAUGGGGGGGCAGAUCCCAAACACCCCGCUGCCCGAAGGCUUCCAGGACGCCAUGGACGCUGAGCUCCCGUAUGACGAGAAGGCCGCGGAAGCCCUGAGCAGCUACGACGACGACAUGGACGAGAACUCCAUGGAGGAGGACGCCGAGCUGAAGGACACGGCUGGUGACCUGUCCCAGCCACUCCCGUCCUUCUCGGGCUCCUGUCCACCCUCCCCACCGUCCGUCAUUUCCAGCAUCGCAGCCCUGGAGAACCAGAUGAAAAUGAUCGACUCUGUCAUGAGCUGUCCGCAGCUGACCGCCUUGAAGUCUGUGGAGAACGGGUCCGGGGAGAGCGACCGCCUGAGCAAUGACUCCUCAUCUGCCGGGGGCGACCUGGAGAGCCGGAGUGCAGGCAGUCCGGCCCUGUCCGAGUCAUCGUCCUCCAUGCAGGCCUUGUCCCCCGUGAACAGCAACGGCGAGAGUUUGCACUCCAAGUCCCCCGGCCUCGGCCACCAGGAGGAGCCCCAGGAGAUACCUCUCAAGACCGAGAGGCCAGACAGUCCACCCCCUGCCCCCGAAAACGGAGGCGCGCUGGACCUGACGGCCACCCACCCCGGCCGGCCGGCCAUCAAGGAGGAGGCCCCCUUUAGCCUGCUGUUCCUGAGCAGAGAACGGGGUCCCAGCCAAAGCUCUCCUAGCCUGGUCGCCGCCUCCACGCCUGCCAUGAUCAAAAUGGAGGUGAACGGGCACAGCAAGGCCGUCGCGCUGGGCGAGGGCCCGGCGCUGCCGGCGGCAGUCCAGGUGCCCGCCGGGCCGCAGACAGUGAUGAGCCCCGGCCUCGCGCCCAUGCUGGCCCCGCCGCCGCGCCGGACGCCCAAGCAGCACAACUGCCAGUCGUGCGGGAAGACCUUCUCCUCAGCCAGCGCCCUGCAGAUCCACGAGCGCACCCACACCGGGGAGAAGCCGUUCGGCUGCACCAUCUGUGGCAGGGCGUUCACCACCAAGGGCAACCUCAAGGUGCACAUGGGCACGCACAUGUGGAAUAACGCUCCUGCGAGGCGCGGCCGCCGCCUGUCAGUGGAAAACCCCAUGGCUCUGCUAGGUGGUGACGCCCUGAAGUUCUCAGAAAUGUUCCAGAAGGAUCUGGCAGCACGAGCCAUGAACGUCGACCCCGGUUUUUGGAACCAGUAUGCCGCAGCGAUCACAAACGGUCUGGCCAUGAAGAACAACGAGAUUUCCGUCAUCCAAAACGGAGGCAUCCCCCAGCUCCCAGUAAGUCUCGGCGGCAGCGCCAUCCCCCCCUUGGGUUCCCUGACCACGGGGAUGGACAAAGCGCGCACCGGCAAUAGCCCGCCCAUCGUGGGUUUGGACAAAACAAACUCCGACACGGGAGCCAGCCGUCCAUUCACGAGGUUUAUUGAGGACAACAAGGAAAUUGGCAUUAACUAGCCGUGCACGGCUCCGUCCGUCUGCUC